AUGUCGGCCUUAGAUACUAGUUUGGGUUUGCGGCACGUGGUUCUGAGACUUGAUAAGCUCUGUCACGUGAAAUGCUUGAUUCUCAUUUUAGGCAUCCACAGCCAGGCUCGCUAUCUCCUCCUUCAAUUGAUCCUGCGAGUCAAAUCAUUCAUCAAAAUCCUUAGCCUUCUCGGAUCCCUCAAGGAGUGCGAUUGGGGGAAACCGUCAUGCUCCCAGUGCAUUCGGGCCAAAGUCGACUGUCCCGGGUAUCGAUCUGCUUUGGAGUAUAAAUUUCGUGACCAGAGUCGUGAUGUUAUUCGCAAGGCACAACUUAAAGCCGAAAGGGAAUCCGAAGAAAUCAGCAAGCGACAAAAGCGGACCGUCAAGGGUAACAGCAACCAAAUGCUGACUUACUCGUCUUCACCUUCCUCAAACCUAUCAUAUCCAACCGCAGAACUGGCGAAGGGAUAUCUCUUUGUAAAUUACAUCGCCAAGGGGGAUCGAGGGGCGUACAUGCCGUACCUUUCAACUUUGGCAAACCAUCUAGAAAGCUCCGCUGUGAACGAUGCUCUUACGGCUGCCGGGCUGGCGGCCUUGUCCAACAUCUAUAGGUCUCGACAGCUUAUGUAUACAGCCCGUCAACAUUAUAUGACCGCGUUGUCUCAGACUAGUAGCUCCCUCAGUCACGCGCAUUUGUCUACGAGGGACGAAACCUUGGCUACAGUCGUGCUCCUGAGCAUGUUUGAAGUAUUGACCUGCAGCGACGGUCUUUUCAUCAAUCGAUGGAUUAAGCACUUAGAUGGCGCGGCAAUUUUGAUUGAGACUCGGGGUCCAGAGCAACUAACUCGACCGGAAGGAUUGGCGUUAUUCAGUCAAUUACGCACCCAAAUAGUGCUCAGUCAUAUAUAUCGGCAAAAGCAUACCUCGGCAAUGAUUCGUCGCCUCAGUCAAGAAACAGCCAAGUACAGACCGAAUAAAGAUGAUGCGAUUGUCGAUCGACUCAGCAGCGUGACCAUUCCACUUGGGGACCUCUGUGCAGCUAUCAAGGAGGGCACAAUAAGCUGCCCAUCGGAGAUCGUGCGUUAUGCCUUGAAUCUAGAUGCACAAAUCCAAUCAAUAAUGUCCGAUAUACCUGCUUCAAUGGGUUACAAGACUGUCAACGUUGCCCUGGCUCAGGGAGUACCUACGGUCGACACUGUUUGGGGCGCUCAAUAUCAUACCUAUAGAGACAUCACCGUGAGUAGCUUCUGGAAUAACUAUCGAUCUGCUAGGCUGGUACUCCUGGAGUUGAUUGUCGAAGCGAUCGGUGCCAUGAACAUCCACUUUCCGGGCAAUACGAAAGAAGAGCAUCAACAUUUAUUGCGAGAAUGUCAGCAAAUUUCCCGCCAGCUCGUUGAGGAUAUUUGCGCAAGUGUGCCAUUUCAUCUUGGCUCUGUGGUGGAUGACAGCCACGUCGACAAAUUCUCCGGUUCCACGACUUUCAAAAGCUCAGACGCAAAUAAGCAUCGUGCAUCGAAGCCUCCUCACUUGUCAUCUGAAUCUCCAUUUGGAGCUCCAGCAGCCGGUGGUUUUGCCUUAAUGUGGCCUUUGUUGAUUGCUGCAGACUCUGGUUAUGCGCCCAAGGAACUUCGAAGUUGGAUCAUCCAUUGUCUAGAUAAGAUCGGCCAUUCUAUGGGUAUCAACCAGGCAUUAGCAAUGGCACAAUUGGUGAGAGAGGGCGAGAGCACGCGGGCCUGGCUAUCCCCGGAAUAUUCUUCGCCUAAACGAGACGGCCAGGAGGGGGGAUCAUGGAACGAAGCUGAAGCUCUAUAA
Molecule: messenger RNA, 1791 nt
Organism: Aspergillus niger
Lineage: Eukaryota; Fungi; Ascomycota; Eurotiomycetes; Eurotiales; Aspergillaceae
Exons: 4
Coding region: 1-1791 (596 amino acids)
Source: RefSeq, a predicted model, not a curated record